Nothobranchius furzeri (turquoise killifish) is the source of this 671-nucleotide messenger RNA. Its product is annotated as galactose-specific lectin nattectin-like. Gene Ontology annotation, molecular function: signaling receptor activity. NCBI's taxonomy places the organism in Eukaryota, Metazoa, Chordata, Actinopteri, Cyprinodontiformes, Nothobranchiidae. The record is from RefSeq and is a predicted model, not a curated record.
AGGUCCACCAGCUGGAGCAACGGUAUAUAAACUCUGUGUUUAGUCCAGGAAGGCAUCCUUCACCCAGAGACUGCUGCUGCUGCUGCUUGGAUUCAUCACAACAAGAUGGCGUCAGGUCUGCUCUUCCUGCUGCUCCUCGGGAUCGGAGGAAAUAUUUAUUGUGAAGCACAAUCAGAUUGUCCUCUUGACUGGACUGAGUAUGACAACAAUUGUUACCAAUAUGAGGAUCAGGAAAAGACUUGGGCCGAUGCUGAGGCAUUCUGCAAUCAAGAAGGUGGAGAUCUGACCUCCAUCCAAAACACAGAUCAGUACAACUUCAUCAGGGAUCUGAUCGUCAAAGGAGCAGGAUUCAACCAAAAGUCUUGGGUUGGAGGCACCAAUCUAGACACGGGCGGUGAGUGGGUGUGGGCCGAUGGAACACCGUUUACCUUUACCAACUGGGGUCCAGGUGAACCCAACAACCAAGGUGGAAACGAGCACUGCAUGGACAUCAACCUGCGCGAGCAAGAUUAUGUCAACGACGAGGAAUGCACCCAAGAGCUCUCCUUUGUCUGUAUAAAAGCCAUUUAAGGGUGUCCUUGUUGUCCCACUCCUCUGAAACUAUGAUGUCACCUCUAGUAGGACGUCAAGCCUCGAUGACAUAACUUCAAAUAAAAGCAUGUCUCUCUGCA